Dermatophagoides pteronyssinus (European house dust mite) is the source of this 1321-nucleotide messenger RNA. Its product is annotated as venom peptide isomerase heavy chain-like. NCBI's taxonomy places the organism in Eukaryota, Metazoa, Arthropoda, Arachnida, Sarcoptiformes, Pyroglyphidae. Gene Ontology annotation, molecular function: serine-type endopeptidase activity. Gene Ontology annotation, biological process: proteolysis. The record is from RefSeq and is a predicted model, not a curated record.
UUUUCUUCAUUCAUCAUGGCCAAAAUGAUGAUGAUAAUGAUAUUGAUGGAAUCAUUAUUGAUCAUAUCAGCAGAAGAACUUCGCAUAACAACAUUGAAACCAGACAACGAUGAUGAUAUUAUAACAACAACGACCAAUACUAUUACUAUGGAAAAUGAUAUUAUCGAUGGAUAUGAUUACAAUAAUCUUAAUGAAUAUAAUUGUGGUCGACGAAUGAAUAAUCGUCAUCCAAAAAUAAUAAACGGUUCGAAUGCUAUACACGGUAAUUAUCCAUGGAUGAUAUCAUUGUUGUUGAAUAAUCGUCAUCAUUGUGGUGGAUCAUUAAUCAAUAACCGUUGGGUUUUGACUGCUGCUCAUUGUGUUUAUCGUGUUCCAUCGCCAAGAUUUCAAGUGAAAUUGGGAUCCCAUGUUCGAAUCAAUAACAACAGUGAACCAAUGUCAAUAUUUUUGGAUAAUGUUCGUGCUAUUCCACAUCCAGGUUUCACAUUCACUACAUUCCAAGAUGAUUUAGCACUGAUACGAUUACCGAAAGCCAUUCGCUAUAGUAAUUAUAUUCAACCGAUUUGUUUACCGGAUCGUAUAUGGAUGAAACCAAUGGUCAAAAAAGCCACCGUUAUUGGUUGGGGAAAAUUGAAACAAGGUGGCAAUUCAGCCGAUACUCUUCAACAAGUUGAUCUGCCCAUUAUUGAUAAUGGAAAAUGUAUCAAUUGGUAUCGUGAAAUGGGUAAAAUGUUAACCAUCAGACCAACACAGAUAUGUGCCGGAUUUGAACAAGGUGGUAAAGAUGCUUGCCAAGGCGAUUCUGGUUCACCAAUGUUGACAACCAAUGAUUUCAGUAAACGAUCGACCAUUAUUGGUAUUGUUAGUGCUGGAAUUGGUUGUGCAUUACCAAAACUUCCGGGAAUCUAUACACGUGUCAGUGCUUAUCUGCCAUGGAUUCGUGAAACAAUGCAACGAUAUGAUGAUGAACGACGACGACCACCACUACCAAAAUUACCACUUGCAGCAACCACUGAAUCAUCACCGAUGAUCAUUACAACCGAAAAACAAUCAAUAACAACCGAAUCGACGGAUAUUACCAAUGUUGAUAUCGAUGUGACGGCCACCAAAGAACCUGAACAUGAUAAUCUAUGGGCAUUAGUAUCGCCACCACCACCUCCUCAACCACCACUAUCUAAUGAAUUAAUGGAAUCCGAACAGAAAAAAUUGUGGGCAUUGAUUACAGCAGCAUUGAUCAACAACAACAAAAACAAAAAAUUUGAUACCAAGACGCAAAUUUUUUGAAAAUCAAAAAUGAAAGGAAAUGUUAUUCAAAAUCAAU